Molecule: messenger RNA, 3365 nt
Organism: Oryza sativa Japonica Group (Japanese rice)
Lineage: Eukaryota; Viridiplantae; Streptophyta; Magnoliopsida; Poales; Poaceae
Product: putative disease resistance RPP13-like protein 2
Biological process (GO): defense response to other organism
Molecular function (GO): ADP binding
Source: RefSeq, a predicted model, not a curated record
UAAUAUGAUUUUCUUCAAGCAACUUUCGUAUAUAAACUUUUUUUAAAAAAAAACACCGUUUAGCAAUUUAAAAAACGUGCGCGCGGAAUACGAGGGAGAGGGGUUGGGAACCCAGUGAUCUAAACACAGCACACAAGCAUCAAUCCUUGCCUGAACUAGGACUCAAAGCAAACAUUUAUGUAGCUAUAGCUAGCUACUAGCUACUAUGGAUCAAACGUUAACGUGUGUUGUCUCUCUCUAUAUAUACACAUAUGUUUAUAUGCAUGCUUGUGAUAUCCGGCCAUUGCUGCAAGAAGACUACGAGCAAGCAGUAUAGCUAGCUAGGAAGCUAGCGUCGUUGUUGCCCGGCCGGCGCCGGAGAAGAAGGAGAAGGAGAAGGCGGAGGUAGGUCGAGAUCAAUGGCGGAGGCGAUCGUGGGGCCGCUGGUGGGGAGGCUGCAGGAGCUGGCGCUGGGGCAGGCGCGGGCGCUGGUGGGGGUGAACGCCGACAUCCAGAAGCUCAAGGACAAGCUCAUGUGGCUGCAGGCCUUCCUCCGGGAGGCCGACGCCAAGCGCCGCGCCGUCUCCGACGAGGUCACCAAGGUGUGGGUGCUGCAGACGCGGGACGCCGUCUUCGACGCCGAGGACGCGCUCGACCAUUACUAUCUCCAGUUGGACAAGUCCAGGUACCCAUUGUGGAUUCGUCCCACCGCAAAACUUGUCACGACCUUUACAACACAGGCACACAUUCGACACAAGCUGUCUAGGAAAAUAAAAGCAAUCAAUUCAAGGCUUGAGGACAUCAUUGAAAACAAACAUAAAUACAAGAUCGAGGAGGCAAACACGAAGACAACUAGGACAUGGAAAGCUUCUACAUCAAUAUCUUACACCCAUAAAAAAUUGGAAUAUUUGCAUGAGUCAGACGUGCCGAUUCAUGUGGAAGAGCGAAAAAAACUAGAGAAAGUCCUUCUUACUACACCUGAAGAUCUACAUGGCAAAGAACACAAUCCAGUCAUAAUCUCUGUGUUUGGAAAAAGUGGUGUUGGCAAGACAACUCUUGUGAGAAAAAUAUUUAAAGAAAUAGGUAAGCAGAAGCAGUUCGACAUUCCAGCCAUGGAGUGUUUUGCACCUUACCUAUCCGCUACCAAUAUCUUACAACAAAUUGUUCAACAACUAACAACAGACAACCAGGAUUGCCCUAGAAAUAAGGUCCUCGAAAUUUUAGAAAAGAAAUUAAAAGAAAAAAAGUAUUUGUUGGUGAUAGAUGGUGAAGUUAGUGGUACUGAACUGAACAACAUUUUGAGUACACUCCCGAUUGGUCAUGCGGGUAGUAGAAUAGUUCAUAUCACAGAAAGUAAGCCAGAGGAGCCACCUAGCAACUAUCAUCAUGUCACCAUUGAGUUGAAAACAAUUGACAAAAGUAUAUCCAAGAAGAUGUUCCUACACCAUAUGGAAGUACAAAAUCUAGACCUUGAAAACCAUGAGGAUGAUAUUAUUUUUCAGAUUACUGGAGGGUUACCACUUGCAAUUGCUCUUUUAUCAGGUCUUAUGAAAACCAAGGAGUCCACUGGUGAGUGGCAGAAGGUAUUCGAAUAUCUUAAGUCCAAGCAAUCAAAACAAAUUGAUGAUAUGCUCUCAAUUUGCUUUGAUGAUCUUCCACAUGAGCUGAAAUGUUGCUUCCUGUAUCUUGCUGCAUUUCCAGCCAAUGUUACCAUUGAGGCACGCAACCUAGUGUCUAUGUGGGUAGCUGAGGGAUUUCUAAGGUCAAAAGUUGGCAAGUCAAUGGAGGACAUUGGCUACUUCUACUUGAAAGAGUUGUCGGCUAGGAAUCUAGUCAGUCUGGUUCAAAUGGACGAUGAUUCCAAUGUUAGCAAUAUGACUGUUACCAUCCAAAACAAAGUCCAUGAAUUUUUGCAGUUUGAAGCACAUGAGGCAAGCUUCCUAGAGGUACAUAGUGGUGAUGAUAUCCCCACAUUGACAAGUGCUCGUCGUCUCUCCUUGCAGAAUUACACUGAUAAAUAUGCUGUUCUAGCAAAUCCAUUGCCGAAGCUACGAUCCAUCUUCUCCCAGUUUGAGCAAGAGCCUAAAGAGGAAUUGGAGACCAUGACAAAAAGCAUCCAAGCAUAUGUAUGUUGUUCCCCUCAACAAGGUACUAUAGCUUCUAUGCAGAAGAAGAAUAUCAAAUCUCACAUAAAAGAACUAUUGCAUGGAUCUGAGUUCCUCCGUGUUAUCAAUAUACAAGGCAUUGAGAUAGGUAACAGGUUGACACGUGCAAUAGGCAAAGCCGUUCACCUCCAAUACCUUGGAAUCACUUCUUGCUCACUUGAAAACAUCCCAUCAUCCAUAGGAAAUCUUACAAGCCUUCAAACAUUGGAUGUAAGGGAAACUAAAGUCCGGAAGCUCCCAAAGGCAUUUUGGAUGAUCAAGACACUAAGGCAUGUGUUUGGUUUUAUCCUCAAAUUACCCAAGCAAACUGUCAAUUUGAAGCAGCUACAUACACUUGAUUCCAUAGAACUUGAAGAUUUUGAGCAAGGCUUGGAUAAUACACUUGGAGAGAUGAUCCAUCUUGAGGGCUUAGUUAUUUGGAAAAUCUCAAAUGGUAAUGUCAAAGCUCUGUUAAGUGCUCUAAGAAAGCUUGAGAGCCUUAAGACUCUAAACUUACAAGGUAACAAUAUUACAUCAAGUGUAUUCACCACCUUGUUCUUGCGUCGCCUCAAGUUUAUGGUUCUAGACGGGGAGUUGGACUUUUCAUCUGAUCAACUGAAUAAUGGGUUAGCCCUCCCUAAUCUGACUAUGCUUACAUUGAAGGAAACAAAAGUAACUCAGGAGUUUAUUAACAAGCUAGCAAAGCUUCCCUCUCUUGUCACACUUGCGUUGUGUCUAGGAUCCUACAAGGAUCAGGAACUUGUCUUCUUUUCUAAUAAAUUUCGAUGUCUACAGAAGCUCAAGGUUGACGUGGAGAAAUUGAAGAAAGUAGAAAUAAAGUUGAGUAUGCUUCCCAAACUCAAAAAAUUAGAAAUCCAGACACAUGACAGUCAUCACUAUCAAGAGCAUGAAGUAACUCAUCAGGAACACGAACAGAAGACAGUGAUCUCUUGGAAAAAGGAAAAUGCUAUUCAAGUUGAAUGAUGAAGCCCCUCUGAUGAGAUGUCACUUCUCCCACUAUGCAUGGCUAGACUCCGUUAUCUGUUAUGACAUGCUUGUUCUUUCUUGUGUUUCCGCCUAUACCUCUCUAAUUAAUAUAUCCAUAGUGUUGUCUAUGUAUGGAUUGAUUAUAAUAUUUGUCUAACCCAGGUGCGGUCAGUGUUGUCGUGUGUAUAUAUAGUAAGCUUGUGUAAUAAUGUGGUAAAAACUGUGAUGAUUACUCUGCCUCAAGUUCAUGCAUAA